CAAAUAAAUACACAGAAUUGAUGCAGCAGUGUCAUUUCUACUGACAAUCACGUGUAUAAUCAAUUAGUUAAUCCUUUUUUUUUUUUAAAUAGCAACUGCCAUCUGAACAUUAAUUAUAAUUCUGCAAACAUUGCAUUAUUAGAACAUUGUUGAAACAGCGAAAGACCUGAAGUGAAUGCUACUUUACUGAACAGUACUUGGGAAGGUGGCAGUAUUUGUCAUAUGAACCGUGACUCGCAGACUGACUGUAGGUGUAGGUACUGUCUAGCCACUGUGCUGCUGUGAACACGGAAGCGAAAGAAGGACUUCCCUCUGGCCAAUAAGUCAUUCCUUUUCGGAAACAGUUGAAGGAAAACAUCGUCGCCUGUCCAGACAUGUCUACUGCUUACAGAAACAGAAUACAGGAGUUCAAAGUAGCUUUGGGAGGAGAAAACAUAAACCUGAAGACACUGAGGGAACUGUGCUUCAAUGGAAUCCCAUUUGAAGGAGGCAUACGGGCGCUCUGCUGGAAAAUUCUUCUCAAUUACCUACCUCUUGAUCAGACACUAUGGGAGUCUUUCCUCAAAAAGCAGAGGGAGGUGUACUCCCAGUUCCUAAAAGAAAUGAUCAUCCAGCCUGGCAUCGCCAAGGCCAACUUGGGCCUUUCUAGAGAAGAUGUGACAAUGGAGGACCAUCCUCUAAAUCCCAAUCCAGACAGCAGGUGGAAUACCUACUUCAAAGAUAAUGAAAUUCUGCUGCAGAUUGACAAGGAUGUAAGGCGGUUGUAUCCUGACAUGGCAUUUUUUCAACGUCCCACUGAAUACCCCUGCCAGCUUAUCUUGGAUCCUCAGAAUGAUUAUGAGACACUACGUCGACGAGUGGAACAAACCACCCUAAAAGCACAAACCGUAAACCGCAACCGCAGUGGAGUCACCAAUGUCAGCUCGCCUGGAAAAGCUCUGAACCUGUAUCCAUCCAAUGAAUAUGAAGUGCUGCCCAAUGGCAGUGAAGCACACUGGGAGGUAGUGGAGCGGAUCCUCUUCAUCUAUGCCAAACUUAACCCUGGGAUUGCAUACGUACAGGGCAUGAAUGAGAUUGUUGGGCCGAUUUACUACACUUUUGCCACAGAUCCUAACAGCGAGUGGAAAGAGCAUGCUGAAGCAGAUACCUUUUUCUGUUUCACCAACCUGAUGUCAGAGAACAGAGACAACUUCAUCAAGAGCUUGGAUGACUCUCAGUGCGGCAUCACGUACAAGAUGGAGAGUGUUUACUCCAUGCUCAAAGACAAAGACCUGGAGCUCUAUCUCAAACUGGAAGAGCAAAACAUCAAACCCCAGUAUUUCACAUUCCGCUGGCUCACCCUGUUGUUAUCUCAGGAGUUCCUCCUGCCAGAUGUCAUCCGCAUCUGGGACACCCUGUUUUCUGACCAGGACCGAUUCCAUUUCCUCAUCCUGGUUUGCUGUGCCAUGCUCAUACUUAUCAGAGAUAGCUUGCUGGCAGGAGACUUCACAGUGAACAUGAGAUUACUGCAGGAUUAUCCCAUCUCAGAUGUCCAUACCAUUCUGACCAAGGCCAAAGAGCUGCAGGAUAAUUCAUAAUCUGUUCCCUCUUUUCCUUCUGCCUUCUCCGCUCACAAGUGGUAGGUCGGAGUUUAAAAACAUUUUACAACAUUGUCAUGUCAAACAUGUAUUGUGGAUGGACUUGAUAAAUGAAGAGACUGAACAGAUGCAUUGGGAAAACUGCAUACUGCUUUUUAACUCGAUGUCUGAUGUUUGACCUUUGGGGACUGCAGUGAAAAUCUAGAGGACAUGUUGAAACAGUUUCUUCCUCGACGUGAGAAGGGAGGGGGCACCACUUGCUUCACAAUGCAUUAUGGGAAACCUCUCCCUUGGUAACUGUUCCUCCUGCCCUCACAGCCAUUUCUCCCAUGGAGAUGUGUUGUGCUCAGAUAAAUGUACUGGCAAUGAACAUUUGAGGGAGAUGAAGCCACCGUAAUCCUACACUACAGAUGUUAGUUUAUCAUGAAAGCAUACCAGAAAUGUUCAACAAUGGAGCCAAGAAAAAUCCAGCUGCAAUCAUAUAUGUAGUCAUAUUGAGCAGGUGUUUGUGUUCAGCAAUAGUGCAUGUUUGUACUUUAAGAGUUUUUUAAUUUUUAAAAGUCUUUUUUAAAUGUAAGAGACAUGUAUGCCUUAUCUGUUUAAUGAGGUGGAACAGGAAGCAGCAUUUCUGGGUAUAUUUUCAGCUUGAUAAAAUAAAUAUGAAGUGAUGGGCCUGA
Messenger RNA from Amphiprion ocellaris (clown anemonefish), 2254 nucleotides. RefSeq names its product TBC1 domain family, member 13 (gene tbc1d13). The coding region runs from base 375 to 1577 and encodes 400 amino acids. Lineage: Eukaryota; Metazoa; Chordata; Actinopteri; Pomacentridae. The record is from RefSeq and is a predicted model, not a curated record. Gene Ontology annotation, molecular function: GTPase activator activity. The transcript has 12 exons. Gene Ontology annotation, biological process: activation of GTPase activity; intracellular protein transport.